Messenger RNA from Nelumbo nucifera (sacred lotus), 1693 nucleotides. Its product is annotated as monooxygenase 3-like. Gene Ontology annotation, molecular function: FAD binding. NCBI's taxonomy places the organism in Eukaryota, Viridiplantae, Streptophyta, Magnoliopsida, Proteales, Nelumbonaceae. The record is from RefSeq and is a predicted model, not a curated record.
GAGAGAGAGAGAGAGAUGGAAAUGAAUGAGGAUGUAGUGAUCGUGGGUGCAGGGAUCGCGGGGUUAGCAACAGCUUUAGCUCUAAAGAAGGUUGGUAUCCGAUCUCUGGUUCUGGAGAGGUCGCAGGAGCUUCGCACCACCGGUGCAGCACUAACACUCUUCCCAAAUGCCUGGCGCGCUCUUCAAGUUCUUGGAGUAGAUCACAAGCUCACCUCCAUUUACCCCUCCUUACAAAGGGGAUACAUCACUAAUAUCGCAAGUGGAGCUACACAAGAGGUUUAUUUUACGGGCUCUGAAAGAAAAAAAUUCGAGCCUAGAGCAGUUCACAGGAAAAACUUAUUAGAGACUUUAGCAGAAGAAUUGCCACCUGGUACAAUUCGUUUCUCAUCAAAGCUCAGUUCAAUUGAGACCCAAACAUUUGAAGGCUCAUCCAUUGCUAUCCUACACUUGGAUGAUGGAACUCAAAUCAAAGCCAAGGUUUUAAUAGGCUGCGACGGGGUUCACUCAGUUGUGGCACGUUGGUUGGGACUCAUGGAUCCAGUCCAUUCCGGUCGAUCAGCAGUGCGUGGUUUAGCUGUGUAUCCUCAAGGCCACAAAGUUAAGGACAUCCAUCAAUACAUAAACAACGGAGUAAGGGGUGGUUUUGCUCCCCUCACUGAUAAAGAGAUCUAUUGGUUCAUCGCCCACAAUUCUAAGCCCACAAGUGGAGGCAUGGAAGCGGACCCUCGCCAGAUACAGCAGGACGUGAUAGAGAAUUCAGCCAAGGACUUCCCUUCAGAGUACUUGGAGGUGGUCAGGCAUGCUGAGCUUUCUACUUUGUCAUUAGCCCCAUUGAUGUUCAGGUUUCCAUGGGACCUAAUAUUUGGAAAAGUAUUCAAGGGGAACAUCACAGUCGCAGGUGAUGCAAUGCACCCUAUGACACCUGAUCUUGGCCAAGGUGGUUGUGCUGCGCUUGAGGAUGCAGUCGUCCUUGGGCGACAUUUGGGGAAUUUGCUUCUCCAGCACGGGAGAAUCGCUCCAGGAGAGGUGGCUGGGGCCUUAGAGAGAUACACCAAGGAGAGGAGAUGGAGAGCCGCUGGUUUGAUCAUGGGGUCCUACAUUUCUGGAUGGGUCCAACAAUUGGGGUCAGGAUGGUUGAUGAAGUUCCUUAGGGAUACCGUCUUCUAUGGAUUUUUGUUCAGUAAGAUUGUUGAUAUAGAUUAUGACUGUGGUGAGUUGCCUCAUUUUCCCCUCUCUGUUGGCUCUCAGACCAAGAUUGAUUAGGUGUUUUUUGAACUAGACACACUCUGCAACUGGUUAUUCUUAUGCUAUUAUUAAUGGGGUCCCAUCAAGAUACCGUCUUUAUUGUUGAUGAUACAUUCUGCACAUCACAAUGGACAAGUCUUUCAAGUUCAGUUUGGUUGCCAUGUGAUACAAAUAGAACAGCUCAUAGGCUUGCUAACUUGGGUCUUUCCUCAAGUCUUUGGUUGGAGAACCGGUUCCUUUGUAAUUGAUUUUCUUGGGUUUUAGAUCCUGGCACAGCUAGUUAAGUUGUUUUGUUUUUUCUCUUUUUAUUGCCUUGUCUAUGCUUUGUACUUUUUGUUAGUAGUAACUUGUUGUUUGGUUUAGUACUAGUUAGCUAGAUCUCAUUAAUUUCUCACUGUGAACGAACUGAUACAUUAUUCUAUAUAUGAUGUUUAUUCGGAAUGGUGGU